GAAACCACGGGGGAAAUGGCAACGCCCACUCACCCGGAGUCCCACCACCGUGUCGGGGUGUCACGACUGCCCUCCCCCCGCCUUCAAGGGCGCCUUUCGGCGGCGGGAAGACCCGACACGCAGCGGGUGGGAAACUCCGGCCCCGGGCCGGGCCCCCUCCCCCCGGGCACAACCUCCCCCCGGCCUCCGCGCCUGCGCAGUGCGGCGAGGCCGCCGCUCGCAGGUUCCCCUUCCGGCCGCGCCGGGGCUCCCGCCAACAUGGCCGUGCGGGGCGGGCGGCGCUGGCUGCUCUGGGCGGCAGUGGUUGCGCAUGUGGCGGCAUCAGGUGCGGGUUUUGUGGUGGAUCUAGAUGAGUCGUUUAAAGAAAACCGUAAAGAUGAUAUUUGGCUUGUAGAUUUUUAUGCACCUUGGUGUGGCCACUGCAAGAAACUGGAACCUGUGUGGAAUGAAGUGGGUAUCGAAAUGAAAAACAUGGGCUCUCCAGUAAAAGUUGGGAAGAUGGAUGCAACUUCCUUUUCUAGUAUUGCAUCUGAAUUUGGAGUGCGAGGCUAUCCAACAAUUAAGCUCUUAAAAGGAGACUUGGCAUACAACUAUAGAGGACCUAGAACAAAAGAUGAUAUAAUUGAAUUUGCUAAUAGAGUGGCAGGAUCUCUUAUCAGGCCACUUCCUAGCCAGCAUAUGUUCGAGCAUGUGCAGAAGAGACAUCGUGUACUUUUUGUGUAUGUUGGUGGUGAAUCUCCUUUAAAGGAAAAAUACAUUGAAGUUGCUUCAGAACUAAUAGUUUAUACAUACUUUUUUUCUGCCUCAGAAGAUGUGCUGCCUGAGUAUGUGACAUUGCCUGAAUUGCCUGCUGUUAUGGUCUUCAAAGAUGGAACUUACUUUGUUUAUGAUGAGUAUGAAGAUGGUGAUUUGUCAUCCUGGAUAAACAGAGAAAGAUUUCAAGGUUAUCUUAAUGUAGAUGGCUUUACGCUGUAUGAACUUGGAGAUACAGGAAAACUUGUGGCUAUUGCAGUCAUUGAUGAAAAAAACUCUUCAGUGGAACAUACCAGACUAAAGUCUAUUAUUCAGGAAGUUGCUAGAGAUUAUCGGGAUCACUUUCACAGGGAUUUCCAGUUUGGCCAUAUGGAUGGAAAUGAUUACAUCAAUAGUUUACUAAUGGAUGACUUGACUGUCCCUACAAUUGUUGUAUUGAAUACCUCCAAUCAGCAGUAUUUUCUACCAGAUAGGCACAUUGAGAACACAGAAGACAUGGUUCAGUUCAUUAACAAUAUCUUGGAUGGUACAGCUGAAGCACAGGGUGGUGAUGGACUUCUGCAACGAAUCAAGAGAAUAAUCUAUGAUGCCAAAUCUACUGUAAUGUCUGUGUUCAAGAGUUCACCACUUCUGGGAUGCUUUCUCUUUGGGUUGCCCCUGGGGGUCAUCAGCAUUAUGUGUUAUGGCAUCUGCACAGCUGAUACAGAUGGAGGGAUAGAUGAACAUGAGGCAGCUAAAAAGGAAACCGGUGAUCGGGAGCUCACGGAUGAAGGCAGUGAGGAGGAACAAGAGGAGGAAAAGAAUGGAAAAUAUUCAGAACUUUCAGAUGGAGAGCUUAAACAGAAAGACAUAAUGGAAAAGAAAAAGGACUAAUUUGUUUAGCAAAAGAAUUAUCUAGAAUUUUCAAAUAGACUUAUUUAUUGAAGGUGGUCAUUUAUGAUCUUCAUGAAAGAGGACCUUUUUGUCUACAUUAUGGUAGUUUUGACUUGCAUGUAUUCAGAUUUUUUCAGAAAUUGACAGGAAAAAAGAAAAUAUGUUAUCUUGAUUGUCUUUAAUAAAUUAACAAAGAGCCAUUUCAACUGAAGGAAUUUACAGGUACAAUUCUACACUGUGUUUUUUGAAUUUUUGAAUUGUUCAUUUCCAAAACUGUGAGAUAAUGUUACUUGACAUUACUGUAUGUGGUGAACCACAGCUAAUAAAGCCCAGCUAAACACUCAUUCAUACAAAGUUAAGACUGAAAACUAAGAGAGAUUAAGAGAUCUCUAAAGUCUUUCAGAGCUUGAUAGCUAAAGACAACUGAGUUUUCCAAGAAGUCGUGUGUUCUACUUCUUGGAAAUUAUUUUGGAAAAAAAACAACAAAUUUUUUUCUAUUUUCUCAAGUUAAAUGUAAAUUUUUUAGGAUCUAGAGGACUGUUUUACCAUGUAAUAAUAUAGUUAUCAGCAGUCAAGAAUGUUUACUUAAUAUAGAAUGUGAACUUAUAUGCUAAAUUAAAUCUUUAUUAGCACUUUAGCAGCUAAAAAUAUUGGAAAACUAUAAUAUAACCUUGUAGAAAGUGGUUGCCUGCAAAAUUGUUUUAUAUGAGUGCUUACACAAACUUACAGUUCAAAUGGUCUUUAAGUUUUCUGAAUCCACAGUGCAACUUGAUAAAGGAAGAUAAAAUAUAAACACCCUCUGUUUUGCGUAACUAUAAUGACAAGCUUUUCAAAUGGUGUAAAUUUGUUUUACAGUGUUUAAUUCUGAUUGUUUUAUAACUUUGCUGUUGUUAAUACUUUUAAGACUGUUACCUACUCUGGAAGAGGCAGUUAAUGGAGCAUAAUAGUAAUAUUAUUAGAUACUGGACAAUAUAAUGCAUUUUUGUUACCUGUUUAAUCAUAAAAGUCACUUUCACUACAACCCUGCGACUGUGCAAAGGACUAAUUUGUGUCCAGGGUUAAAAUCUCCAAGGAUAACCUGUAAAGCAGCCUUUGGCAUUGAUGUUGUGGAGACUACCACAGAAACAAAACCUACAUUGCGCUUCAUCUUAGUAUUCAUGCUGGGCUGUUUUGUUGGUUUUGUUGUUGUUGUUGUUAUUGUUUUAGUUUGUUUUGUUGUUACUGUAUAAUACAGAUAACAGUGUCCUCCUUAUAAGGCAGCUUGAUCACGUAAGAAAUUACUAGAGCAGUAAAUUAAGGCAAUUUUAAGUAAAAACAUGGGUAAGCUUCAAUAGACAAGGUCUGUGUUUGAAUAAAUAUGAUAAUAACCUAAGUCAUAACCAGGAAAAAUGUAUUGCAUCCUUUUUUCCUUGGAGGAAAUAAACUUGUUUCUUCUGUUUAAGUAGCUUGGUGACAGCUGGCUUCAUGUACCAGUGUAGAGUACAGUAAGUAGAUGCCUGACUUCUUUUAUUGAACAGUAUAAACUGUAUCUAAGGAGAUGAGGAUUUUUUUUCCCCAGAAAAUUCUGUCUGAUUUUGAGUCCAACCUUUUUCCUUUCCAGGGGAGAGGAAAAAAAUGAGUCAUAGAAUAAUGAGUAUCAGGUAUCUGUUUUUCCUUUUUUAUUUUCUCCUUCUAUAAGUUGCCUUUUUUCAUUUUUUGUCUUUAUAGUGGGUUGUACAUAGUGACUUGAGUUUUCUUUCUUUUUGACUAUUUUUUUUUGACAGAAUGUUUGAGGUGUAGUUUCAGCAUUUUUUUGGAGAGUGAGAUACUUAAAAAUGUGUUUAGAAAAAUUUUAACACAGUGUAGAGCUCUUGAGUUUUUUGGGCUGGUUGGUUUUUUUGUUUCUUUUUUAAAUCACUUCAUGACAAGCCUGUAAAUUUCUUUGGACUUUAGCACAACUCCAUACUGAUAGUCAAAAUGUAGGACUAUUAAGGCAGUAAUACAUUGUCUUGAUUUGUCUCUUAAGAGAUUUCAAAUACAGAUCAAUGACAAUGAAUUUUGUCUCAGGCUGGAAACCUGCAGCAUUUGGAUUAGUGAAAAAACUUGAAGUGGUCACUGGAACACUGCUGUUCCUUUCAUGUAACAGAAGGAAAAAUAAUUCUGAAUUCUGCUGCACUGCCAAGAACUGUUUCAACUGAGCUUUCAUUUUUGUGGUUAUUUUUACUUGUGCUUAUAAUCAGUAGUAGCCAAAUAAAUUGCUGAGAAAUCUUCUGAGAUCUGGACCUGAAUACCAUAAAUACUGUAUAAGAAACAGAUCUCACUGGGAACUGUAGAAACUGAACCAUUUAACUGCUCAAGUUAGGAGGAAAGCAUGUGUGCCAGUAACUUCUGAAUUGUAAUAUCAAUCCAGAUAUGUAUUGAACUGUUCAAAAUUAAACUUGAAUUGUACUGCCACUUUUACCAAAUCCUUCUCCUAGCUAUAUUCAGCAAGACAAAGAGAGAAGAAAAGUAUGCAAAUCAUGUACUGGUGUCAGAAGUGAUGUGAAAUUAAGAGUUUUGGUGUGGUCAAGUAAUCUAGAAUACUGUCUGAGAGGGGGGAUCUGGCUUUUUUUUUUUUUAAUCUUCAAUCUCUAAAGGUUUCCUAAAGCAAUUUCAUUGUAAUAACUUCAAAUUCCCAAAAUAAUGCUUCUUUUUUUAACUCCAGUGUAAGCCUUUUGGUUUUCUAUAAUAAAAACCUUUAAAAGA
Apus apus (common swift) is the source of this 4350-nucleotide messenger RNA. It is a transcript of the gene TMX3, whose product is annotated as thioredoxin related transmembrane protein 3. Gene Ontology annotation, biological process: peptidyl-cysteine oxidation. The record is from RefSeq and is a predicted model, not a curated record. The transcript is spliced from 16 exons. Gene Ontology annotation, molecular function: protein disulfide isomerase activity. The coding region runs from base 16 to 1626 and encodes 536 amino acids. Lineage: Eukaryota; Metazoa; Chordata; Aves; Apodiformes; Apodidae. Gene Ontology annotation, cellular component: endoplasmic reticulum.